Messenger RNA from Plutella xylostella (diamondback moth), 3022 nucleotides. Its product is annotated as U2 snRNP-associated SURP motif-containing protein. Gene Ontology annotation, cellular component: nucleus. Gene Ontology annotation, biological process: RNA processing. Lineage: Eukaryota; Metazoa; Arthropoda; Insecta; Lepidoptera; Plutellidae. Gene Ontology annotation, molecular function: RNA binding. The record is from RefSeq and is a predicted model, not a curated record.
AUUUGAGUUUUGUUUGAGGUUAAAGCUACGGUUUGUAAUUUUUCCACAUAAUUACUAAAUAAAAAUGAUUAUAACUGUUUAAAACUAGUGUAGGACAUCACAAAAUUCAACAUGAAGAAAAUACCGGAGCAAAAGCUUCAGGCUUUCUCCGUGGGUGCCAUGGGGGGCAGGACCCUGUCCAAGAAGGAACUAGAGGAAAUUAGGAAGAAAGAAGAGGAGGAAGCAGCCGCACACGUGUUCAAAGAAUUUGUGGAAACUUUCCAAGAGGCCCCCACAUCUUCCAAAGUUUGGGUCAAAGCUGGAACUUAUGAUGCAGGAGCUCGCAGGGAAGACACAUCAGAGAGAGGCAAGCUCUACAAGCCGACAUCACGGCUGGAUGAGAAGCGCAGCUCUUCCGACGAUGUGCUCCGAGCCCUUGCUCCCCGCCCCGACCCAUCCCCCUCCAGGUCCAAGAAACAAAAGAUACAGGACAAGAAGAAGAGCAAUCUUGAGUUAUUCAAGGAGGAACUCAGGCAGAUCCAAGAGGAGAGGUCUGAGCGUCACAAGUACAAGACCGUGUUGAAGGAGCGCGGCGUGGUGACUGUGGACCCCGCCUUCGACCUGAUGGGCCCCGACAUGGGCUCCUAUGACAAUGGUGACCCCAACACCACUAACUUGUACCUUGGCAAUCUGAACCCUAAGAUCACAGAGCAGCAGCUGAUGGAGAUCUUCGGUCGCCACGGCCCGCUGGCCAGCAUCAAGAUCAUGUGGCCGCGCUCGGACGAGGAGAAGGCGCGCGGGAGGAACUGCGGGUUUGUGGCCUUCAUGUCCAGGAAGGACGGCGAGCGCGCGCUGAGGUGUAUUAAUGGCAAAGAGAUAAUGAACUACGAGAUGAAGCUAGGCUGGGGCAAGGCGGUGGUCCUACCCCCGGUGCCUAUCUACAUCCCGCCCGCCCUACAGCAGCCGACGCAGCCGCCGCCGCGGUCGGGCCUGCCGUUUAAUGCGCAGCCGCCUAGGCAUAUGAAGGAUAAGAUACCCCGAUUACGUCCUGGGGAAUAUUACCCCAGCGAUCCUGAUGAUAUUGAAAUGUAUGAUAAGGUUUUGCAGCAAUCAAUUGUGAAAGUAGUAGUUCCUACAGAAAGAAACAUCCUGAUGCUUAUCCACCGCAUGGUCGAGUUCGUGAUCCGCGAGGGGCCGAUGUUCGAGGCCAUCAUCAUGAACAAGGAGAUGAACAACCCCUUCUUCAGCUUCCUCUUCGAGAAUCAGUCCCCGGCCCAUGUGUACUACCGCUGGCGGCUCUACUCCAUGCUGCAGGGCGACUCGCCGAAACAGUGGGCGCCUAACGACUUCCGCAUGUUCAAAGGUGGGUCGGUGUGGCGGCCGCCGGUGCUGAACGUGUACACGGCGGGCAUGCCGGACGAGCUGCUGGACGAGCCGGACGGCAAGGACAGCCUGCGCGGGACGCUCUCCUCCAGCCAACGCGACCGCCUAGAAGACCUCAUCCGCAACCUGACCCCGUGCCGCACCGCCAUUGGCGAGGCCAUGGCUUGGUGCCUCGAACACGCGGAGGCAGCCAACGAGAUCGCCCAGUGCCUGCUCGAGAGCAUGACGGGAGAGAAUACGGCGCCGCACAAGAGAAUCGCGCGCCUGUAUCUGUUGUCCGAUAUACUGCAUAAUGCGGGCGCUAAGCUGACUAAUGCUAGCGCUUUUCGGAGUGUCUUCGAACAACGCCUCGUGGCCAUAAUGCGCGGCCUGGGCGCCGCCGCGGCCGCGCUCCCCGCGCGCCUACAGGCCGAGGGGCUCCGCGCGCGCUGCACCCGCGUGCUGCAGGCCUGGGCCGACUGGGCCGUGUACCCGCCGCCGCUGCUGCUGCUGCUGCACCGCGCGCUGCGCCGCCCCGCGCAGGAGGCUGAGGACGAGGCGCCGGCGGCGGCGGAGGGCGGCGCGUCGCCCGACAGCGCGUCGUCGGGCUCGUGGGACGGCGCGCUGGACGGCGCCGCGCUGCGCAGACUCGCCGCCACCAGACUACCAGCUAGCGACAUAGACGGAGUACCCGUGGACGAGGACAUAGACGGCGUGCCGCUGGAGGCGGAGGCGGAGGCGGAAGCGCCGCCCGCGCCCGAGUACAAGCCCGGCUUCAUACCGUCCAAGUGGGAGAGUGUUGAGCCCGCACAGGUGGAAGCGGAGGCGGUGACAACGGAGAAGUGGAGCUCGCUGGAGGAGCCCGCGCCGCCCACGCCCGAGCCCGCGCCGCAGCCCAGCGACCUUACCGAAGAACAGUCCCUCCCGCGCAGCGUCCUCCGCGACAUCGAGGUGCUGGUGCUGCGGCUCGCGGACGAGCUGGAGGCGCGCCCCGCCGAGCAGCGCCGCCGCCAGCUGCACCACUAUCGGAGGAAGCUCAUCAAGAAGGCCCUUCGAGAAGCUAAAGAGAAAGAGGCUCUGUUGGAAGCGAAGGAGUCGCCCUCGAGGAAACGAUCACCUGACGACGACACCUACUCGGUAUCAUCGAAGAAGUCAAAGAAAUCCCGAGAGGUAUCUCUGUCGCCGCCUCCGGUGAAGUCAAAAUCACGACAUUCCGAUCGCGGCCGCUCGCGCUCCAGAUCCCGCGAGCGAGAGCGAGAGAAAGUCCGCGACCGCUCGCGCGACGAGAGGGAGAGAGAACGAGAACGAGAGCGUGAGAGAGAGCGAGAGAGGGAGAGAGAGCGGGAGAGGCGGCGCCGCUCGCCGGCCACGCCCCCCGGACACCACCACCGGAAGCAUAAGCACGGUAAACACAAGUACUGAUAUGAUGAUACUUCAGUUCUCCGGGAUCGAGACUCCAAUUCAUAACCAUAUUUGGCUGGCUGUUAGCAUUACCACAACACAUAAAAUAUACACAAGUGACAUCAACUGUCGCACUCACUUGUUCAUUGCGCGGUGUUAUCGAUGAAUUGGAAAUUGUAUCAUGUAUUUUAAUGUUGUACCCUUUACAUCGGCUUUACUGGUUUAUAAAAGUGAAUGCUGUAUUUAUUGCGACUGUGGCAUUUUAUUUAACUUUCAUGGA